Amoebophrya sp. A25 is the source of this 348-nucleotide messenger RNA. The record is from the annotation of a GenBank genome assembly. NCBI's taxonomy places the organism in Eukaryota, Dinophyceae, Syndiniales, Amoebophryaceae.
CCAUUCCAGCAGAGAUAUGAAGACUUCGGAACGUAUCACGAAACUGGCCAAAAGUAUGGAACCGCCCACAGAAGGAGGAGGCCUCUGGGCGAACAAGACUGCUCCUUGCAAAGAGGCGCGGAGGGUGUGGGCUGCUUAUUGUUAUCACCACGGAAGGGCGUUCAGCCCAAAGCACUUCAAAGAUUCCGCUGGCAAAUCUUUGAACGAUCCAGAAGCAAAGCUGACAGGCGUGGAGAGAGGCAGUCUGUUAAAAUCUGCGGGCUUCAAUAUAGACAAGGGCGGCGCUUCAGUCCAAGGUGAUAUUACUAGCAAAGUGUCACUAUCCACGCAUGGGCGCACCGUGAGAAC